This is a messenger RNA of Sceloporus undulatus (fence lizard), 3221 nucleotides long. RefSeq names its product 2-aminoethanethiol dioxygenase (gene ADO). Bases 95 to 901 code for a protein of 268 amino acids. NCBI's taxonomy places the organism in Eukaryota, Metazoa, Chordata, Lepidosauria, Squamata, Phrynosomatidae. Gene Ontology annotation, cellular component: mitochondrion. Gene Ontology annotation, molecular function: oxidoreductase activity, acting on single donors with incorporation of molecular oxygen, incorporation of two atoms of oxygen. The transcript has a single exon. The record is from RefSeq and is a predicted model, not a curated record.
GAUCCGUCGCGCAUGCGCACAUCCCAGCCGCCAUCCCGCGACGGGGGCAGAAGGCGUCGUCGUCGGCUUCUUCGUCGCCAGCGCCGCCGCCAGGAUGCCCCGCGACAACAUGGCGGCCUCCCUCAUCCAGCGAGUGGCCCGCCAGGCCCGCCUGACCUUCCGCCCCCCGGGAAGCACUAGCGCCUCCGGAGGAGGAGGAGGAGGAGGGGACGGUCCCCGUUCGGUGGAGGACCUCCAUCGCCUCCGGGAUCUGCUGGGGGAGGUCCGUGCGGAGGAUCUGCGCCUGUCCCCGCGGGGCCCCUCUGCGGUGCCGGGCCCCUGCCAGCCCCCAGUGAGCUACAUGCACAUCUGCGAGACGGAGGGCUUCAGCAUGGGGGUCUUCGUGCUCAGCGCCGGGGCCUGCAUCCCGCUCCACGACCACCCGGGCAUGAAUGGCCUCCUCAAGGUCCUCUACGGCACCCUCCGCAUCGCCUGCCUCGACCCCCUCCCCGAAGGGGGGGCAGCCCCCGGGCAGCCUCCGCCUCAAGACCCCCGCCAUUGCCAGCGCCACCCGCGCCGCCUCCGGGCCCUGCUCCGCUCACACCGCCUCUACACGCCCUCCUCGGCCCCCUGCCUCCUCUCCCCGGACUCAGACAACCUCCACCAGAUCGACGCCGUGGGCCCGGGCCCCGCCGCCUUCCUCGACAUCCUAGCGCCCCCCUACGACCCCGACCACGGCCGGGACUGCCACUACUACCGCCUCCUGGACGGGCAGGGGCUCCUCCUGCCGCCCCACUCUCCGCCGGACCACCAGGAGCCCCAGCCGGGGCUGCCCAAGGAGCUCUGGCUGCAGGAGACCCCACAGGCCCCAGGCUUCUGGUGUGGAGGGGAGCCCUACCCUGGGCCCCAGGUCUCCCCUUGAGAGGAGACGGCGAGGGGCAAAGCCUCGGCAUCCAGGACAAGAGACCAGUGGGACCCCCUCCUCCAGAUGCCCACCAGAGAGUGAUGGGUGGCAUCCUCCAGAACACAGCAGGGCACCUCUGUUUCUCCUUCCCAGCAAAGGGGGGUAUUUCUCCCAUAAAGACAGAAGGGAUGGGCAGGUCUAUGCGAGGUCCUCUUCCCUAACAUGGUUUCAGAGCUGCUGCAUUGAGAAUCUGGAAGACACAACAAUCCCACCUUUUCCCAGAACACAACAGGGCUUUUUUGGGCAAAUGUCACAACAGCACAAGUCCUGCACCAAGAUGGUUUAAGAGCGGCCACACUGAGGAUUUUGAAGCCACAAUAAUCCCAAGGCAUAAUGAGGUUUUGAGCACUUGUGACAACACUGUAGGUGCUGCACCAACAUGGUUUAAUUGAUGUCACACUGAGGGUCUGGAAGACACAAUAAUCUCCACUUUUCCCAGGACAUAAUGGGGCUUUUUGCGUGAUUGUGACAAUAGCAUUGGUCCUGCACUAAGAUGGUUUAAUAGCUGCUGCACUGAGGAUCUUGAAGCCUCAAUAAUCCCAUUUUUUUACCAGGCUGUGACAAUUGCAUAGCUUAGGAACUGCCACACUGAGAAUGUUGGAAAUCACCCUAAUCCAGUCUUUUCCCAGGACAGAUAGUUUUUGAGCAUUCGUAAUUGUGACAACAGCCUAGGUCUUGCACCAAUAUUUGACUGCCUCUGCACAAUACCCGCAUUCCUCAAGAGCAUCUCAGCCUGUUUGGAGAGAGGCCUGCAUGUGCCACUACUGGUGGCGGUUGUGACACAGGUCCUGCACCAAGAUGGUUUAAGAGCUGCCGUACUGAGGAUCUUGAGGCCGCAAUAAUCUACCUUUUCCCAGGGCAUAGUGGGUUUUUGAACAAUUGUGCAAACAGCAUAGGUCCUGCACCAAGAUGGUUUAAGAGCUGCUGCACUGAAGACACACUAAUCCAGCCUUUUUCCCAGGACAGAUGGUUUUUGAGUAUUCAUAAUUGUGACAACAAUUGGUCUUGCACUGAGGUUUCACUGCCUUUGCACAAUGCCUGCAUUCCUCUUGGACAUCUCAGUCUGUCUGGAGAGAGGCCUGCAUGUGCCACUACUGUGGCUUGGUGUGAUCCUGAAGAGAAGUCCAUUGAGGACAGGUUUGCAAAUGUGGUGCCUCUUUACAAAAAAGAGUAACAGAAGGACAGCUGGUCAUUGUUGUCCCCAGCCCCACACACACUUGAAUCCCACCUUUCAAAAUGGUACAUGUACAAUUAUUUUUUCAAGGAUGAGUUUUGGUUCUUUUUCCACCCACAACUCCUAGUAGCACAGCAGCCUGCAUACAGAUUUAACAAUACUUUCAGCCCAUCUUUUUGAGGGCCAGUAGUACCGAGCGAAUUGUUCUGUUGUGGACCUUGUUCAGUUUUGUGGGCGAAACAGGAUCGUCCAUUCAGGACACAGUUUCUACCAUGCCUCCCUUCUUGCCUGGGACGCUACAUUGGGGGACUACCUCGCCAGUUCUGUGGAUGCAAAGCAUGGCAGUGUUGUGUUUAUUCGGUACCAGCGGAUGUGAUGAUAUGAAAAAGCACUCAGUGUUUUUUGAGAUUCACUUUGGGACAUGAACCAUCACUUCCUCCUCAUAAGAAUUUUUGAGCCUUACUAAUUAUAUGUCCUGUGAAGGUCCAAAUAAUUUUCCAGCAGCUCCCUUAGUUGAUUCAGUGGGAUAAGUUUUGACAUCCGUUAGGGAUGUCAUCCUAAUCUCUUUCUCCAGAAUGGUUUUGGGAGAAAAUUUGUGCUGAAGAGGCAAGAUACCACAUUGGUUGAAGCACAGUAAUUUGGGAUGCUGCCAAGUUAAGAGAUGAUCUUUAAAAUUACUGAUGUGUUGAGAGAAUGCUUUUUAGAUAUUAAAAGUGGAAAAUCCUGAUUAUCUGUUGUGAUUUCUUUAACAAAUUGGUAGCUGUUUUUUUUUCCCUAGUAGAUUUCACUGCAAAGAUUUGUUCCACUGUACUUUGAAGGGAGAGCGUUGCGCAACACAAGAACAGAUGGCGGGUUGGUUUUUGGAGGUUUUUUUUUGCAGUUGAUGGUAAUAGUCUUAGUUUCUGACACAAGUUCUUCUAGUAAACAGAAAAAUCUAAAAUAAUACAGUUGCAGGCAGAUUCUGACUUGACCUCUGCUGUUUUUCAAACCAGAGCUACACGUUUGUGUACAUCAGUGUUGUACUGAAGUAAUGUACUUUUCCUUUUUACUAUUUAUAGAGUUACCUUGCACAACUUUUAUUAAAAGAGGAGAAAUUGGACUUAC